This is a messenger RNA of Westerdykella ornata, 1035 nucleotides long. RefSeq lists its product as uncharacterized. The transcript has 2 exons. Lineage: Eukaryota; Fungi; Ascomycota; Dothideomycetes; Pleosporales; Sporormiaceae. Bases 1 to 1035 code for a protein of 344 amino acids. The record is from RefSeq and is a predicted model, not a curated record.
AUGGGAUUUAAAGACAGCAUGGUCAAGCUGCGGAAGGCGAUGUUGUGCGGUGGGGGCGAGGGCAGUAGGCACUCGCUGCAGAUUGUAGGUGGCAGUGUGAACGCCUUGGAGGCAAAGUUACUGAUUGUGUGUGUGGAUGAAGGGGCUACCGACGGAUUGAGUGAUUUCCCGUUUCCGGGCAUCUCCUCUACUCUGCUUCUAAACCCCACUAACUUCUAUCCCAGAAAAGCACUGAUCCGAGAGAAGGCGUCCUCGGACGCACACCUCAUCUCUCUAAGCUCCUUCCCUCCCCUCGACGCGGCCAACCACCACCACAGCCCCUCUGCAACGUCCUCCCCGGCGCACUCGUUCCCGGCCUCCCUCGUCUCGUCCCGCUGUCCCUCGACGACGCUGCUCAACUCGGCCUCGUCCAACCUCCCUACCUCGCUGCCUACGCCUCCGAGAAGGGAGUUCUCCGACUCGAUACUGCCGGUCAGGAUGCCUGCGUCGGCGCAUGCGAGCAGUGGCAUCGGCGCUGGUGCUGGUACUGGGAAUAGGAUGAAGGGGCUCUGGGAGCGGACGAGGAGGUUGAGCAGUAGUCUUGGUGGCAGUACGCACGGUCACAACCAUGGCCAUGGGGAUGCUGCGGGCCACGAGGGGCGAAAGGGAGGAAAAGGUGGAACGGCGGCAAGCGACGAGGAAGGCGUCGUGCUUCUGAAUCUGGACCUAGCGUUCAAGGAGAACGGGCUGGAUUCCGAGAGGGCGAGUGCGAAGAGUGUCGAGGGGUUCGAGGUGCAGGAUUGUGUCGGCGGUGCGCGGGAGGCGGCUGUUGCUGUUUCUGCAAAAGGAAAUGUCAGAGAAUUGGAGGUUGCUGUUAAGGGGUACGGGAAGGAAAAUGGGGGGAUAAAGGAGGUUCCGAGUCCUAUUGAGGAUCCCUUUGCCAGCAGGUCUAGCCUCGCAGGGGGGAGGGCUAGUAGCAGCGACGAGGACGAUUGCGUGGCUGGUGCUGGCCAGGUGAUUGUUGGCGAGCGAGUGCCGCUGGUUGCGUCGCACUGA